GUGAUCGAGCGAGCGGCGUUUCCUGCCAAAUUGUGGGAGAAGGUGAAGCUAAGCAAGAACUACGAGAAAGCGCUGGAGCAGAUCGACGAGAACCUCAUCUACUGGCCUCGCUUCAUCCGACACAAAUGCAAGCAGCGCUUCACCAAGAUCACGCAGUACUUGAUCCGCAUGCGCAAGCUCGUCCUCAAGAGGCAGAGGAAGCUGGUUCCCUUGAGCCGCAAGGUUGAGCGUCGGGAGAAGCGCAAGGAGGAAAAAGCUCUGAUCGCGGCACAGCUGGACAACGCCAUUGAGAAGGAGCUGCUGGAGAGGCUCAAGCAGGGGACGUACGGCGACAUCUACAACUUCCCCAUCGUGGCCUUUGAGAAAGCGAUGCAGCAGCAGGACGAGGAGAGCGAGGCGGAGGAGGAAAGCGAGGAGGAGGAAGAGGAGGUGGAGCGGGAUGACGAGGUGAGCAUGGGGGGG
This is a messenger RNA of Hippocampus comes (tiger tail seahorse), 462 nucleotides long. Its product is annotated as protein MAK16 homolog. Gene Ontology annotation, biological process: maturation of LSU-rRNA; maturation of 5.8S rRNA. The transcript is spliced from 4 exons. The annotation marks the transcript as partial. NCBI's taxonomy places the organism in Eukaryota, Metazoa, Chordata, Actinopteri, Syngnathiformes, Syngnathidae. Gene Ontology annotation, cellular component: nucleolus; preribosome, large subunit precursor. The record is from RefSeq and is a predicted model, not a curated record.